Molecule: messenger RNA, 7492 nt
Organism: Manihot esculenta (cassava)
Lineage: Eukaryota; Viridiplantae; Streptophyta; Magnoliopsida; Malpighiales; Euphorbiaceae
Product: protein CHROMATIN REMODELING 5
Exons: 31
Coding region: 1568-6835 (1755 amino acids)
Biological process (GO): nucleosome organization; regulation of transcription by RNA polymerase II
Cellular component (GO): nucleus; chromatin
Molecular function (GO): chromatin binding; ATP-dependent chromatin remodeler activity; ATP binding
Source: RefSeq, a predicted model, not a curated record
CUCUAGAAAAUACGAGCUAUUUUUUCUUCCUUUCUCUCUCUAAAAAAAACGAAAAUUGUACGUGUCUAUCUCUUUCCCUCUCCUCUCACGGGACCAAUUGACGAUUAAUCCAAAAUCACCUCGUCGUCUUCCGCUCAAAUCGGAACGACGGUAACUUCAUGGUCCGGCGUAUUCUAGCGACCGCCGCUGCUGAUAGACAACUCCUCCUCCAAACCCGAAUCCUUAAGAAACCGAAACCCGGACGCGAAACGACUUCGUUUUUUGUUCUUUUUUUUUUCAAAAAAUAUUUUAUUCGCCGGCGAUUGACUAUCCGGCGAGUGGAUAGGUGCGCCCGAUUAUUAAAAUGCUCAUUGUCUCCUUUUGAAUGAACUUUGACCUAAAUUAACCAUACUCGAAUCACUUUCUCUUCUAUUUUUUUCUGUCACCUAAAAAGGUUAGCUCCCUGUCUAAAUCAUCCGCUUGCAUUGUUGAAUCCUAUUUCAGUGUGUAUUGUUGCGAAUUCUACGUUAGCGGUUUCAAGUAUAGGGUGCUCUUUGUGUUUUGGGAGUGCUAAAUUGGAGUUUAUAGAGCCGCAAUUGAUUAUUUCAUUGGCUGUUGCCUACUGGCUCGUAGAUCCGUCGUUUGCUUUUUCUUGAUUUGUUUUUAGUUUCUGGGUUGUGUGUUGAGGUGUUUUCGAUUGCUAGGAUCGGAUUUCCUCUAGUUUCAGGUUGUUUUCUGGUGUGAAUUUUGUUGACUCUCCGUUGAUUCUGACGUUUUGCUUAUUUCAUUUCUGGUUUCAUUUGAACUCUUUUAGCCACUCGUAUGUGGUUUGUUUUAGUCUUUAAUUAUUGGUUUUGAAGCUGAAACUGGGCAGAAAGUGGAGUUUCUGUGUGCAUCUUCGUUUGGGUUAUUUCGUCCUUUUCACUUCAAGUUAUGAUCAGAGUCUCCUUUACAUUAAUCUUAUUCAUCUAAUGCAUCUAGUUAAUUAAUGUGUCAUAGAAUCAAUGGAGCUGAUUUUAAAUGCCUCAAUGGUUGCCUUUACUCAAUGAAAGCAUACUACACGCUUCCCCCUUGUCCACUUUCCCCUUCUUCUGAGAAGUGAAAAAACCUUUUCUUUUCCCUGGUUUAUUUGAGAACUUUUGUGAAGUUCCAAUUGAGAACAAACUGUUUUUUUUUUCCCUCUAUUUUCUUACUUUGUUUUGGUUAUUAGUGGUUUUCUGGUACAUUUGUUGAUGCCUUAAAACUGAUGAUUUCUUCUGAUUAUUCUAUUUGCUUCAUAUAAUCAUAGGCCUUCUGGAGAGAUUGCAGGAGACUUGCAUGAAGAAGCUACCUGCUAAAUUGUGUACGCUACACAUAUAUCUGACUGCAAGAGGUUGGAAGUAAUUUUUUCUGAAAUUCCACGUUAGAGGAUAGCUCUUUUAAGGAACUAUCUGAACCAAACAGUUUGACAUAGGAACUUCUGAAUCAUAGGCCUUCUGGAGACAUUUUAGGAAACUGACAAGAAGAAGCUGCCAGCUACAUUGUAUCAAAAACACAUAUCUGGUGGUAAGAGGUUGGAAGUAUUUUUUGCAAAAUUCCAUGUUGUAGGAUGGCUUUUUUUAGGAACUAUACAAACCAAACAGUUUCACAUAGUGUACUGGAAGAAAAAGGCCAGGGACAGCAAAUUGGUAGAAUGGCGGGGAAUGAAGACAUAGAUGCUACUUCAAGUGAGAGAGAAUUCAAUAUCAAUAUGGAUGCACAAUAUGAGAGUGAAGGGGAAGAUGCUUGUGGGAUGCAGGGUGAUGCAGCUACUGACAAUGAAGGUGGGGUGAGUAAUUCACAUGUUCAGUCUUCAGGAAGGAGAAAUACAGCUGGCAAAUGGGGCUCAACAUUCUGGAAGGACUGCCGACCUAUGGUUGCUCAAGCGGCAUCUGAUUCUGGGCAUGAGGCAAAAUCAGACUAUAAAAAUGUAGAAGUGUCAGAGGAUGAUGUGUCAGAUGGAAUGGAUGAUAGAUUAGUGUCAGAAGAUGAUGGGCAAAAAGAAGUUGGUAGGGGGCAAAAGGGCCACUCAGAUGUGCCUGCAGAUGAAAUGUUGUCUGAUGAAUACUAUGAACAGGACGGGGAAGAUCAAAGUGAUUCUAUGCAUUACAGAGGAUUUAACCACUCAAAUGGGUUGAAUUCUAGGUCGCGUUCUGUUAGUAAUAACUUCUCUAGGAGUUCAAGAGAUUUAAACAAUAAUGAAGAAGACGAUGAUGGCGACUAUAACAAUGACCACGAUGCUGAUUACGAAGAAGAGGAUGAGGAAGAUGAGGAUGAUCCUGAGGAUGCAGACUUUGACCCUGAUUAUGGUGUUGCUAGUGGCCAUGCAGGGAACAAGGAUAAAGACUGGGAUGGUGAAGACUCAGAUGAAGAUGAUGAUGUUGAUAAUGACAUGGAUGUCUCAAAUGAAGAUGAUUCAUACUAUGUGAAAAAGCCCAAGGGUAGGCAACGAGGUAAAGGCUUAUGUCAUACGAAAUCUGCUAGGGAAAGCAAGUCAUUUCAUGCUUCAAGUCUACAAAAGAGAGGAAAAACAUCAUUUGAAGAGGAUGAGUAUUCAGCUGAGGACUCUGACAGUGAAAGUGAUGGAGAUAUUAAGAGUAUGGCAAGGAGAGGAGCGCACAUCCGUAAAUCUAAUGCUAGAUCCACUAUGUCGACAGUUCUCAGUGGAAGAAAUAAUGAGGUUCGCAUGUCUAGUAGGUCUGUUCGAAAGGUAUCAUAUGCUGAAAGUGAAGAAAGUGAAGAAAUUGAUGAAGGGAAGAAGAAAAAGCCCCAGAAGGAUGAAACCGAAGAGGAAGAUGGUGAUGCCAUUGAAAGAGUGCUGUGGCAUCAGCCAAAAGGCAUGGCUGAAGAAGCUCUAAUGAACAAUCAAUCUGCGGAGCCUGUUCUGUUAAGCCUCUUGUUUGAUUCUCAACCAGAUUGGAAUGAAUUGGAGUUUUUAAUCAAAUGGAAAGGCCAGUCACAUUUGCACUGCCAGUGGAAAUCUUUUGCCGAUUUACAAAAUCUGAGUGGUUUUAAGAAGGUAUUGAACUACACAAAAAAAGUGAAUGAAGAUGUGAAGUAUCGGAGAAUGCUUACACGUGAGGAGAUUGAGGUCAAUGAUGUGAGCAAGGAAAUGGAUUUGGAUCUUAUCAAGCAAAAUAGUCAGGUGGAGAGGAUUAUUUCUGACCGAAUCAGUAAAGAUAGCUCUGGUAAUAUUGUGCCAGAGUACUUGGUCAAGUGGCAAGGACUAUCUUAUGCUGAAGCAACCUGGGAGAAAGAUAUAGAUAUAGAAUUUGCUCAAGAUGCAAUUGAUGAAUACAAGGGACGUGAGGCUGCAAUGGCCAUGCAAGGGAAAAUGGUGGAUCUCCAGCGCAAGAAAAGCAAAGAAAGUUUAAGGAAGCUUGAUGAACAGCCAGAAUGGUUGAGGGGAGGAAAGCUUCGUGAUUAUCAGCUUGAGGGUUUGAAUUUUCUUGUUAAUAGUUGGAGAAAUGAUACAAAUGUCAUUUUAGCUGAUGAGAUGGGCCUUGGGAAAACAGUUCAGUCAGUUUCCGUGCUUGGUUUUUUACAGAAUGCACAGCAAAUACCAGGGCCAUUUCUUGUUGUUGUACCGUUAUCCACUCUGUCCAACUGGGCUAAAGAAUUUAGGAAGUGGCUUCCUGACAUGAAUGUUAUUGUAUAUGUUGGUACACGUGCCAGCAGAGAGGUUUGUCAGCAAUACGAAUUCUACAAUGACAAAAAGGUUGGGAGGCCCAUAAAAUUUAAUGCACUAUUGAGUACAUAUGAAGUUGUUCUGAAGGAUAAGGCAGUCCUGUCGAAGAUCAAAUGGAAUUAUCUCAUGGUUGACGAAGCACAUAGGUUAAAGAAUAGUGAGGCACAGUUGUAUACAACUCUAUCGGAAUUCAGCACCAAGAACAAGUUGUUAAUAACUGGAACUCCAUUACAGAACAGCGUGGAAGAGCUAUGGGCUCUGCUUCACUUCCUUGAUCCUGAUAAGUUUAGGAGCAAGGAUGAUUUUGUUCAGAAUUACAAGAACCUUAGCUCAUUCAAUGAAAAUGAGCUUGCCAAUCUGCAUUUGGAAUUGAGACCUCACAUUCUCAGGAGAGUUAUCAAGGAUGUAGAGAAAUCCUUGCCACCAAAGAUUGAGCGUAUUCUGAGGGUUGAGAUGUCCCCACUCCAGAAACAGUAUUAUAAAUGGAUUUUGGAACGCAACUUUCAUGACCUAAACAAAGGAGUUCGUGGGAAUCAGGUUUCACUUUUAAAUAUUGUAGUAGAAUUAAAGAAAUGCUGCAAUCAUCCCUUCCUAUUUGAAAGUGCAGAUCACGGUUAUGGUGGGGAUUCUGGCAUUAAUGAUAAUAGCAAAUUGGAGAGAAUUAUCUUGAGCAGUGGGAAGCUGGUUAUACUUGACAAGUUGCUUGUCAGGUUGCAUGAGACAAAACAUCGUGUUCUGAUUUUUUCGCAGAUGGUUAGAAUGUUAGAUAUACUGGCAGAAUAUAUGUCGAUUAGGGGUUUCCAAUUUCAACGGCUUGAUGGUAGUACAAAGGCCGAGUUGCGUCAGCAGGCUAUGGAUCACUUCAAUGCACCUGGCAGUGAUGAUUUCUGUUUCCUCCUUUCAACUCGGGCUGGUGGCCUAGGCAUCAAUCUUGCUACAGCUGACACAGUAAUAAUAUUUGAUUCAGACUGGAAUCCCCAAAAUGACUUGCAGGCAAUGAGUAGAGCUCAUAGGAUUGGGCAACAAGAAGUAGUUAACAUAUAUAGAUUUGUCACGAGCAAAAGUGUUGAGGAGGAUAUAUUGGAGCGAGCAAAGAAAAAGAUGGUUCUUGAUCAUUUGGUGAUCCAAAAAUUAAAUGCAGAGGGUAGAUUGGAAAAGAAAGAAGCAAAGAAAGGGAGUAACUUUGACAAAAAUGAGCUUUCUGCAAUUUUAAGGUUUGGUGCAGAGGAACUGUUUAAAGAAGAUAGGAAUGAAGAAGAAAGCAAGAAGAGAUUAUUAAGUAUGGAUAUUGAUGAAAUUCUUGAAAGAGCAGAGAAAGUUGAAGAUGAGGAAGCUGGAGGAGAGGAAGGGCAUGAAUUGUUGAGUGCUUUUAAGGUUGCCAAUUUCUGUAGUGCUGAAGAUGAUGGGAGUUUUUGGAGUCGUUGGAUAAAACCUGAAGCAGUAGCCCAAGCUGAAGAAGCAUUGGCCCCUCGUGCUGCUAGGAACAACAAGAGUUAUACUGAGGCUAAGCAAUCUGAGAGAAGUAGCAAAAGGAAAAAGAAAAAUUCUGAGCUUCUGGAACCACAGGAGCGAGUGCAGAAACGUCGCAAAGCAGAUCAUUCUGCCCCUUCAGUUCCUAUGAUUGAUGGAGCAUCUGCCCAAGUGAGAGAAUGGUCACAAGGGAAUCUGUCUAAGAGAGAUGCAUUGCGUUUUUCUCGUGCGGUUAUGAAAUUUGGGAAUGUGAACCAAAUAGACUUAAUAGUUGCUGAGUUUGGUGGGUCAGUGGCAGCAGCUCCACUUGAUGCACAGAUUGAGCUUUUUGAUGCUCUGAUAGAUGGUUGCAAAGAAGCAGUUGAUGGAGGAAAUCUAGAUCCAAAGGGUCCCUUGCUAGACUUUUUCGGUGUCCCUGUGAAGGCUAAUGAUCUGCUGAACCGUGUUCAACAACUUCAGCUCCUGGCAAAGCGAAUUAGUCGAUAUGAAAACCCCAUUGCACAAUUUCGGGUUCUAAUGUAUCUCAAACCUUCAAACUGGUCUAAGGGCUGUGGCUGGAAUCAGAUUGAUGAUGCAAGGUUUCUUUUGGGAAUACACUAUCAUGGAUUUGGCAAUUGGGAAAAGAUAAGGUUGGAUGAAAGGCUUGGCCUGUCAAAGAAGAUUGCUCCAGCGGAGCUACAACACCAUGAGACCUUCCUGCCACGUGCCCCAAAUUUGAGGGACCGUGCUAAUGCACUCCUGGAAAUGGAACUUGCUGUGGUUGGUGGGAAGAAUGCUAAUGUGAAGGUGGGUCGUAAGGCCUCCAAGAAGCAAAAGGAAAACAUUGUCAACAUCCCAGUAUCUCGCACCAGGAUCAAGAAAGGAAAACAUAGUUCUGCAUCUGUCAGUGCCAAUGCCAGCAAGAAUCGACCUCAGAAACCUCAGAGAGCUGAACAGUUGGUGAAAGAGGAGGGUGAAAUGUCAGACAAUGAGGAAUUACGUGAGCAGUUUAAGGAAGUGAAGUGGAUGGAAUGGUGUGAAGAUGUCAUGGUUGGUGAAAUUAAAACCCUUAGACGUCUUCAAAGGCUUCAGACUACCAGUGCUGAUCUUCCAAAGGAAAAGGUUCUUUCUAAGAUUCGGAAAUACCUACAGCUUAUUGGGCGGAGGAUAGACCAAAUUGUCAUAGAGUAUGAGGAAGAGCUUUAUCGGCAAGAUAGGAUGACUACGAGAUUAUGGAACUAUGUUUCUACCUUCUCAAAUUUAUCAGGGGAGAGACUUCAUCAGAUAUAUUCUAAACUUAGGCAAAAGCAGGAAGAGGAAGCGGGGGUUGGACCCUCCCAUGUGAAUGGCUCUGCAUCUGGUCCAGUAGACAGAGACGGUGAUGCCAAUUGUUUUCCUCUAACGCGCCAUGCUGAGAGGCAAAGAGGGUAUAAAAAUGUGAAUGCCUAUCAAGUGUCAGAAUCAAUUCAAAAGGGUCAUGAUAAUGGGAAAUUUGAAGCAUGGAAACGGCGAAGAAGAGCUGAAGCUGAUACUCAUCCUCAGUUUCAACCCCCCUUGCAGAGACCAAUGAGUAAUGGUGCCCGUUUAAUGGAUCCUAAUUCACUGGGUAUUCUUGGGGCUGCACCAUCUGAUAAUAGACCUUUACGGAUGCGCCAAACUUCUUUUCCACCAAGACAAAAUUACUCAUCAGGGAUAAAGUAGUAGCUUUUGAGGGGAGAAAGAGCAGCCGAUUGAAAGCUGAUUCCUAUGGCUUUCCCUUGGUCGCAUCACAGCAUCAGCCAUUGGCCAUAUUCAUUUUCGACAUCAAAAUAAGAACCUGCAUAUUCCUCUUUGUUCUUGCGUUGCUGAUCACAGGCUUUUGAUCAGAAGGGCAAUUUCAUCUGUGAAAAGGUGGCGGAGAAGGUGGCCAAACCCAAUUAACAGGAGCAAGAUGGAUGCUUCUUGCAACAAUUUUUUUGUCCAUUAGGAAAUGAGUGAGUAAUUUGUUUACGUAUAUAGUGAAAAAUUAGGAGAAGAAAUAUUAGCAGCUAAUUCAAUUUGAAGUAUACACACAUGAAGGGGACUGAUGACAUAUAUUGUGCAAUGUGAAACGUGUACAUCAGUUUUGCCCAGUUUUGAAUCCUUGUUUUCCCCUUCUGAUACUGAAAGGAGUUUCAAUAAUUUUUCAUUUUUCUUGGCCACAUCUAGUUCUUAGGAAAUAAUGUGUAAUGUAUAUUUGUUAUCUGACAACAGAAGGCUACCUUUUUUCUGUCGCUAUUCAUAAAUCAAGGAGCUUGUGUUGGGGAUAAAUUGUGUAGAAUGAAUAUAAGUUUUUAUAUUUGCUUCUUUAAAUUACAAUAGAAAUGCAAUAUUGAAUCC